Messenger RNA from Eurytemora carolleeae, 1059 nucleotides. RefSeq names its product protein CDV3 homolog. Bases 171 to 815 code for a protein of 214 amino acids. The record is from RefSeq and is a predicted model, not a curated record. NCBI's taxonomy places the organism in Eukaryota, Metazoa, Arthropoda, Copepoda, Calanoida, Temoridae. The transcript is spliced from 9 exons. Gene Ontology annotation, cellular component: cytoplasm.
AGAACCAGCCUAGUAUAUAUUCUACUAUAGUCAAGUCACUUCCCAAUAUGCUUUCUACUAUUAAGUUUGUUGAUAUAUGAUGGUGUUGUGAUGUUGUCAGUAUGUGUAUGUAUGUUUCUAGAAUCUGAAAUCAACAGUUUGUAUGUUAAAGAGAAUAAAUAGGUUUAAAAAUGGGGGACAUAGACACCUUUUUUGCAAAAAAAGACAAGAAAAAGAAGGGAUCAAAGGGAUUUUCGAAAGCUAAUACAGACGUCAUAGCCAAAAACUUAGAGGAAGUGGAGAGAAAGGAACAAAAACAGCAGGAGAAAGAUGAUUAUAACGCAGAUCCAUUAAACAAAGAAGAAAUCAUGAACAAAAAUAACAAGGAGGAUGAGGAUGAAGAAGAGUGGGGAGAGUACAGGGAGAAACUAAAAGAUUAUUCUGUUCUAAAAAUAGAAUCCGUCAGACUAGUGGAUUCAAUUGAUACAGAGGAACCCGAGGAGGCUGUAGAGGAUGAGAAGAAUGAGGACGAGGACGGGGAGAGUAAAGAGGACGAAGACGAAGAGCAUGAAGAUGAAGAAUCAGAAAACGAAGACAAAAAGGACAACAUCGUCCAGAGUAAAGACGACGUGAAGAGCUCCUAUGUUCCUCCCCAUCUGAGAGGAGUUGGAGGAGGAGGAGGGGUUCAAGAGAACAGAGAUAUCAAUGUCCGUCCUUCAAACAGAAGGGUGAAAAUAGCUCCGGAUAUAAGUUCUGAAGUGUACUUCCCUUCCCUUUCCAACACUGUGGAAGAAAAUGGUCCUAAGGGAGCUUGGGGGAAGAGAUUAGAAAUCUGAUCGGACGAGUCAUUAAAACAUCCUUAGCCUAAACCUUUUUCUUAAUAUUCCAAAAUCCUACAUAUCUGUGCAGAAUGGUGGCAUCAGUUUUUAUAAAUUUACAGUGAAAAUAUUAUUUUACUCCUCCCUGUUUUUAUUUAUUCAUUUAAUACAAGAGUUUAAGCAAAGAAUCCCUGGCACAAAAGUAAAAUGAAAAUAAACAAAACUUUAUGAUUUAUAUAAAUGUUAUCAUUAAAAAAAAUCA